Molecule: messenger RNA, 513 nt
Organism: Funneliformis mosseae
Lineage: Eukaryota; Fungi; Glomeromycota; Glomeromycetes; Glomerales; Glomeraceae
Source: the annotation of a GenBank genome assembly
AUGAAAAAGGAGCAGAUGGUGGCAUUUUUAUUACGUUCAUUAGUCGAGUUUGAUAAAGAAAAGGUAAUGAACAGCUUGCGAAUAAAACGUAAGAUUGAAGAAGAUACGUUGAGCCAAGCAAAAUUCCAAAAUAAGAAAGUGGAAAAUAUUAAUGCACCAUCAAGUUAUUGUGAAAUAAAAAAAUAUGAUCCUGAUGCAAUGUGCAAUUACCGACCAAAUGGUGGAGAGGACGGAGUAAUGAAGUAUCUUAAUGUAUUGCAAGGAGUUACACAUGAAACAGAUGGUGCAAUUUUAUAUAGCGUUGGAGGAGGUCAAUGUGCUCUUUUGAUCUUAGAAGCAGACAAUGAAAAGGAGCGAUCUACACAGACAAGCUUGUGGCCAUGCUUGGAAUCUCUGGUGCUAUUUUUGGAGAAGAAAUUACAAUUGAGCCUCUUAACCUUUAGUGUCUAUCAUGAUUAUCUCAUAAAUAAUUUUGUUAUGUUUGAUAUAUUAAAAGCUGGGUCGGGAUUUUAG